[Torrubiella] hemipterigena is the source of this 3716-nucleotide messenger RNA. The record is from the annotation of a GenBank genome assembly. NCBI's taxonomy places the organism in Eukaryota, Fungi, Ascomycota, Sordariomycetes, Hypocreales, Clavicipitaceae.
GGAGAAGCGGCCCCGAUUCGACCAGCGAGAGAGGAGGAAGGGCCAUGCCGACACAAUCCACUCACUAAUGGUUGAGAGCGGUGGUGGAUGGGCUCGGCCAUAUAAAUAGUUCAACUGCUUACUCCCCCGUUCAUACGCGCAUGCUGCUCUUCUGCUGCCUCCCAUCACCCACCGAUUACACCCACACACAUCAAUAACAGCAAUGUUUGUCCGCAACUCUCUUCUUGUCGGCCUUGCCACCGUGGCUACUGCCCGCGACAUACCCGCCAACGUCAAGUCCUUCUACGACACCGUCCGCGCCAAUGGCCAGUGCACCAACCCUCUCAAGUCGGGCUUCCACAGCAUCUCUGGUGACAAUGGCUCUUUCUCGUACUGUGGUGACCACUCUACCGACUACAAGGUCAUCUACCUCCAGGGCAAGAAUGGCCAGCUCGCCAACAUGGACAUUGACUGCGACGGCAUCCAGGGCAGUGCUGCCGACGACGGCCGCUGCGGCAAGUCCACCGAUACCCAGAGCCAAACCUCUUUCGCCGGCACCGUCCGCAGCUACGGUACCAGCCAAAAGGAUCUCGAUGCCAACAUUCACCCUUAUGUCGUCUUUGGCAACGAGGGCAGCCGAGCUGGCUACACCACCUUCAACCCUCAGUCCUACGGCAUCAAGCCUCUCUCCGUUAUGGCUGUUGUUUGCAACAACAAGCUGAUCUACGGUGUCUGGGGUGACGAGAACGGCGAUGACGACGCCGAGGCCAUGAUUGGCGAGGCGUCCAUCUCGCUGGCCACUGCCUGCUUCGGCAAGAGCAUCACCGGCGGCAACGGCUACGACGGCAACGACGUGCUGUACAUUGCCUUUGCUGGCGACGAUGCUGUUCCCGGCAAAUCUGCCAAGUGGGAUGCCAAGAACUACAGCGACUUCGAGAGCUCCAUCUCUGCCCUCGGUGACAAGCUCGUAGCUCGUCUCGGCGGCAACGGCAGCACCCCUCCCCCCUCUGGCGGCAGCUGUUCAUGGGCCGGCCACUGCGAAGGUACAAACGACCCCAAUCACAAAGAGGGCCGUGGUGCGAGGCUGUCCAGCUCUUUGCUCGGCGUCGCACUCCCGCUCGCUCUGGCUACCCAUUGGCUAACGUGAUUCCCCCAUCUAGGUGCUUCGUGCGGCAACGAUAACGACUGCUCCGACGAGCUCACCUGCAAGAGCGGACGCUGCUCCAAGGGCGGCAGCAGCGCUCCCCCUCCCCCUCCUUGCUCCUGGGCUGGCCACUGCGCCGGUGCCUCUUGCAAGAGCGACAACGACUGCUCUGACUCUCUGACUUGCAAGAAGGGCAAGUGUGCUCAGUAGAGAGCAGCCACCCCGGCGCCAAUCUACAAUCGCUUCGGUAGUGGUGAAAGGACGGGUCCCCAACUUGUAUAUACCAAGUAAAAAUAAAGUGUACAUGACCUAGGCCGGGCUACUCUGGCCAGUUACAUAGUGGAAAUAGUUUUUUUCAUUCAUCUAUUUUCUAUGAUUCUCUAUUGCUUCUUCUUGACCAUUUGUAUUCUGCCUUCAACAGUGGGAGCAAUCAGCCUUGUCCAAUCGACAAGACACGCGCCUUUGGACACAGGAUCGCAUGGACACGACUUGACGCCUGCUUUGAUGGCCCAUCGUGUCCAAAACUUGCGCAGCAGAAGCGUCUCAAUGUCCAUCUGGUGGUCGGGGUCUCCGCCAAUGAUGGGCGAGAUGGGCUCCGUCUCCUCCAUGACAAUACCCUCAUCGACAUCGUACGAGCUAUCCUCGUCAUGAGGAGUCUUGGAGUGUCCGAGACGAGCGCGUAUGAAAUCCUGCCAGCUAUCUUCAUACGGUGCAUGCAGCUGUGAUGGGAGCGACUUGGAUCCAUCCCCAGCCUGAUCGUCGUGCUCACCCAUGGGCUCGUGAUGCACACUGGACGCAGUCUCAACCCACUGCUCAGCAAGCUUCUGCCACUUGCCUACCGUACGCAGCGCCAUAAAGUAUUGUCGCAGCAUGGUACUGAUGAGGAUUCCAUUCUCUUCGUCAAUGAUCUCUUCCGCCUCGCCGCCUUCCGACCCGGCAAGCAGGCAAUCAUAGCCAUCUACAAGAACAACAACGUUAGUACAUGUCACUCCCGUUCCUAUCAGAGAUAUAUCAUCGUACCUUUACCUCGCGCCAUGUAUCCUCUAGUAGCGAGAACAUACUUCUUCUCCGGCUGAUAAUCCUCUCCGCCAAUCUUUAACCAUGAUAGUCGCUUUCCGCGCGGUCGUUCUGGGUCAAAUUCAAACAUAAUAUUAGACACUUGCGGGAACCGGCCUUCCAGCGCAGGGUACAUGGAUACGCCGUUCUCCAACGCAUCCCAGAUUGCCUGUCCAGUUACGCGCAGGACGACAAUGGGAUCCUCAAACGGGAAACACGUUGUAACGUCUUUGAUGCGAAUAGCGCCAGGCGGGUAGAUUUGGUCGCCGCGAAUCGUUCCAGAUGCCAUGAUGGUGCAGUCCGCACGGUGAUGCUGCCGCAUAAUGUCACAGACAAAGUUUCCAAUAUUCGAUUCCUUAACUCGAACGGUGCUGAAGCGCGCGUCAAGCGGCAUCGCUGUCCAGCCAAUCGGCUGAGAGAGCGACUUUUGCAACUUGGCUGUAAGCUCAUGGACCAGUUUUGCUGUAGGUUUAUGCUCCUCGACAGAAGACAUGACGUCGCGUCGCCAGAUAUCAAAAUCCCAUUUUCCCUGUUCCUUCUCGCUUCGUCUGGCCUCAAUGUAGCUCAGCUGCUUGAAGUCGGUUCCAGAGCGCAGUAUAUGGGUGCCAUUGAUGUAAUUGUGCUUGUAGAAGUGGUCGUGGCCGCCUAGAAUAAUGUCGAUGAUGCCGCCGGUCUGCUCGGCUAGUUUAAUGUCGUUCGGCUCGCGCUGAUGGCUGAGGCACACAAUAAUCUCCGCGCCCUGCUCUCUCAGCUGCGGGACAAGUUCUUUCGCGGUAGCGCUGGCGGACUUGUAUAUAAGGUUUGGUGGUAAACUGUUAAUUGUGUCCAGCCAUUCUCGUUCGCCGAGGCCAAUGAUGCCGACCUUGAUACCAUUCGAAGUAGUCAUCAUGUGAGUUCGCUUCGCAUUGCCGAGCGGCACGUUGUCGCCAAGCGCGGGAUCCAGUACAUUUGCAAUGAGCCACGGGAAGCUGCACUUCUUGAUCAGAUGUUCGAAUUGCAGCACACCAAAGUCAAAGUCGUGAUUCUAGAGGCAGAGUUAGCAGAUUGCCAGAGAAUUCGGAAUGUGUGGGUUACAAACGCCAACGCAAGCUACAUCAGUCCCAAUAGCGUUUAGUACCGGAACCAUGUGUUCACCUAAGCAGUUGUUAGAGCACAAUUCUCCAUUGUCAUCUUCCUCACGGGGACGUAGCACCUUUUGUAACACUGCUCUCCAGACUUGGGUUGAAAGCGUCUCCGGAAAAGAGAGUCAGUACAUCCGGUUGUCCCUUAAAUUUCUCCGCAUCUUUGUAUUCAUUGCACAUCGUUAUGAACCGCGCGAGGCCGCCGACAGGCUCUGCGCUUGCUGGGUCGACAUGGUAGACAUCGUUGUAAUGCAAGAUUCGCAGGUCGGGAUUGGAGCUCGAAUCCGCUCGGCCAGACGAGUAAGUGACUCUCGGAUCCGCUGUGAAAGUCUCUUGGCCGCUCAUUAUGCACAAUCAACGACAAGCAAAGCGCAAGUCACGGCGAUCAACGAGUUACAGAUCAAAAGACUCGGGAG